AAUCAACCCCAUCAGAUAUGAAAACCUUGGUUCUGUCCUUGCUGGUGGUUGUGGCUAUGGCUGAGAGACCGUCCCUCUCCUACAACGCCCCUGCACCCCACACAUCCUCGCCCGUUCAGCAGAUCCCCAUCAUCCGCGACGAGCGAGUCCAUCCUGCCGCUGACGGAACUUACAGCUUUGAUGUUGAGACUGGGGAUGGCAUCGUCAGGAGCGAGUCUGGCGGUCCAGGUGGCGCUCAGCAGGGAACUGUGAGCUUCACCUUCCCAGAUGGUCAAAUCUUCAAUCUUCAGUUCGUCGCCGACGGUAAUGGUUACCAACCACAGUCGCCCUUCCUUCCCGUCGCCCCUGCCUUCCCCCACCCAAUCCCCGCCCACGCCCUCGAGCAGAUCGAGCGUGGACGACUUGAACUUGAAGCUCGUGCCCGCGAAGAACAGCGUCAGUCAUCAAGCCAGAGACAAACAACCCCUUCUCGCCAUUAUGGUGAACCUCAGUAAAGGGGCCUCCCAGUGAACUUCCAACAUCCUUAUAUUUGUUAUCGUAACAU
This is a messenger RNA of Penaeus indicus, 544 nucleotides long. Its product is annotated as cuticle protein AM1199-like. The record is from RefSeq and is a predicted model, not a curated record. Lineage: Eukaryota; Metazoa; Arthropoda; Malacostraca; Decapoda; Penaeidae. Gene Ontology annotation, cellular component: chitin-based extracellular matrix. The transcript is spliced from 3 exons. Bases 18 to 494 code for a protein of 158 amino acids. Gene Ontology annotation, molecular function: structural constituent of chitin-based larval cuticle.